Diatraea saccharalis (sugarcane borer) is the source of this 1683-nucleotide messenger RNA. The record is from the annotation of a GenBank genome assembly. NCBI's taxonomy places the organism in Eukaryota, Metazoa, Arthropoda, Insecta, Lepidoptera, Crambidae.
AUGAUAAGAUAUGUUGUAGCGAAGAAUUCAGUUGUUAACAUGGUGUUGAUAAAUUUAGUGAUUUUAAGUGUCUUGUUUGUGGCUUCGGAAGGAGUGUUUCAAAAGUUCCCGCCGAAUUUCAAAUUUGGAGCUUCAACGUCAGCAUACCAAAUCGAAGGUGCUUGGAAUGUCAGCGGUAAAUCUGUCAAUAUAUGGGACGACUACACACAUUCAGCACGUAACGUCGUUGCCGAUAAAAGCAAUGGCGACGUUGCAUGCGAUUCAUUCAACCAGUGGCGGCGGGACGUCCAAAUAGCUAAGGAACUUGGAUUAAACUUUUACAGAUUCUCCAUAUCAUGGUCUCGUCUUCUGCCACAAGGGUUGGCCAAUGAAGUAAGUGUCGAUGGCAAAAAAUAUUAUAGUGAUUUGGUGGACGCCCUGUUGAGUAAUGGUAUAGAACCAGUCAUCACUCUGUAUCACAUGGAUCUGCCGCUUAGGUUACAGCAUUUUGGUGGUUGGGCCAAUCCUCUAAUAUCAGAGUGGUUCGCUGCGUAUGCCCGAGUAGCGUUCUCACUAUACGCAGACCGGGUGAAGACUUGGAUCACAAUCAACGAUCCCAUGAUCACCUGCGAUCUAGGCUACGACGGGCUGAUCGCGCCAGCGAUACGUAGCCCAACUAUAGGCUCGUACUUAUGCAGCAAGAAUAUACUGUUGGCUCAUGCGAAAGCAUGGAGGCUUUACGACAGAGAGUUCAGGCCAAAAUAUCAUGGGCAAAUAUCAAUAGCGAAUCAAGUAAUAUGGUUUGAAGAGGAUAAAAAAGGAGACUCAGGCUUGGCUGACCUGUUAAUGCAGAAUAGUGUAGGUAGGUUCUCCCACCCAAUUUACACAAGGGAAGGGGGAUGGCCACCAUCUUUGGAGAAGGUCAUAGCAGAGAACAGCAAGAAGGAGGGGCACACGAAAUCCAGGCUGCCCGCUUUUACUAGAGAAGAAAUCGAAUUAAUUAGAGGAACAUUCGAUUUUUACGGUGUAAAUCAUUACACUAGUCGUGUUGUGCGUCGAGCUGUGCCCGGGGAAGAGGUCGGCUCGUGGCCGCUUUGGGGCUGCCGGGAGUUGCAGGCAGUACUAGACUCUAGAUCCGAUUGGACUACCACCUCUAUACCAUGGAUAAAGCUUUACCCAAAUGGCUUUCGGAAUUCGUUGGUGUGGCUGAAGGAGCAUUAUGGCGACAUUUCAUACCUGGUGACCGAGAAUGGUUUCCCUGACAACGGAUACAAUUUGAAUGACCGGAUGAGAACUAACUUCUUCAAAGAUUACUUAAGACAGUUGUACCUGGCAAUCAGAAUAGACAAAGUGGAUGUCACAGGGUAUGCUGCUUGGUCGCUGAUGGAUAGUUUUGAAUGGACGCAAGGCUAUAAGAGCAAAUUCGGUCUUUACGAAGUAGAUUUCUCGAAUCCUCAACGUCCACGUACGGCACGCAGUUCUGCCCUCUACUACUCAUCUGUCAUAAAGAAUAAUGCUUUAGGCACACCAGAAAAUCACAGUUCUUACACAAUAGUAUGGGUAAUUAUGGCUGUUUUGCUAAUAACAGUGGUGCUUUGUGCGAUGCUGCUGAAAUACUUUAAUGAUGUAAAGGGUUAUGAAGGCAGGAGACAAUAUGAAAGUGUAGGCUUAUCUGACAUUUCAUUGUUCCCAGCACGUUCAUAA